AUCGGCCACCAGGCUGACUGUGAAGAGCGGGAGUUGCUUUCCCUCAGCCCCGCACGCCUUCAGCCGUGCCUGAGGCCUGGCUUUCCUGAGCGGGUGGCGCCGUGCCCCUGAGGGGCAGCAGGCCCGCCUGCAGCCCCCCAGCCCCGGCAGGGCCAGCUGCCGCCCCUUCGUUCCCCGCAGCCGCCCCUCGAGGCUCUCCCGCUCCUCCGCCUCCCCUCGGGCCGGCCCCGGAACACCGCUCGCCGCCCGCGUUUCCCGGCGGGGGCCCUUCGCCGCCGCACCCGCCCCGGAAAGGCGCCGCGGCCUCAGCCGUGCGGGUGCUGGCGGCGGUCGGGGCCUCUGGGCCGAGCCGCAGCCAUGGGGAAGCGGCAGCACCAGAAGGACAAGAUGUACAUCACCUGCGCCGAGUACACGCAGUUCUACGGCGGCAAGAAGGCAGACCAUCCACGAACUAAUUUCAGACGUAUAUCAUUUGAUCACUGCAGUUUGUCUCUACAGCCAUUUGAAUAUCCAGUUUGCACACCAGAUGGGACAGUCUUUGACAUACUGAGCAUUGUUCCUUGGAUAAAGAAAUAUGGAACCAACCCUAUCACAGGAGAAAAAUUAGAUGCCAAAUCACUUAUAAAGUUGAAUUUUGCUAAAAACAGUGAAGGUAAAUACCACUGUCCAGUGCUGUUUACUGUAUUCACCAAUAACUCCCAUAUUGUGGCCAUCAAGACAACUGGGAACGUGUUUGCCUAUGAGGCAGUUGAGCAGCUGAACAUAAAACCAAAGAGCUACAAAGAUCUCUUGACUGAUGAGCCCUUCACUCGGCAAGACAUUGUGACACUGCAGGAUCCAACAAACUUGGAUAAAUUCAAUGUCUCUAACUUCUUUCAUGUUAAGAACAACAUAAAAGUAAUUGAUCCAGAUGAAGAAAAAGCAAAGUUAGAUCCAUCUUACUAUUUGAAAAAUACAAAUGCUGAGACACGAGAGACUUUACUGGAGCUCUAUAAGGAGUUCAAAGGUGACGAUAUUCUAGCAGCUACUAUGAAGGCUCCUGAAAAGAAGAAAGUGGAUAAGCUGAAUGCAGCUCACUAUUCCACUGGAGCAGUAAGUGCUUCCUUCACCUCCACUGCAAUGGUACCCGAAACUACCCACGAAGCAGCUGCUAUCGAUGAAGAUGUUGUAAGAUACAAAUAUGUGAAGAAGAAGGGCUACGUACGACUCCACACUAACAAAGGAGACUUAAACUUGGAGCUACACUGUGACAUGACACCCCGAACAUGUGAAAACUUUAUCAAACUGUGCAAGAAGAACUAUUAUGAUGGAACAAUUUUUCACAGAUCAAUUCGUAAUUUUGUAAUCCAAGGAGGUGAUCCGACUGGAACAGGAACAGGUGGAGAAUCUUACUGGGGAAAACCUUUUAAAGAUGAAUUCAAGCCCAACUUAUCCCAUACAGGACGUGGUGUUCUUAGUAUGGCCAAUUCAGGACCUAACACAAACAAAUCACAGUUCUUUAUCACAUUCCGGUCUUGUGCAUAUCUGGACAAGAAGCAUACAGUGUUUGGAAGAGUGGUCGGUGGCUUUGAGACUCUGACUGCUAUGGAGAAUGUGGAAAGUGACCCAAAAACGGACCGCCCCAAGGAAGAAAUACGAAUUCAGUCAACAACCGUUUUUGUUGAUCCGUAUGAAGAGGCGGAUGCCCAGGUUGCUGCAGAAAGAGAGAAGGCUAAGCAAGAAGAAGAAGCAGCCAAAACAAAAGCUGAGGUGAUCCCACCAAAGAAAGAGGUCCAGACUCCUAAAACUUACCGUCAGGGGAUUGGAAAAUACAUUAACAUGGCUGCAGCGAAGCGCAGUGUGGAAGAUGACGGGCCCUCAACAAGCACAGCUGCGAAGAAAGAGAAAAAGAGCACAGGCUUCGGGGACUUCAGCUCCUGGUAGCAGCGUGGGGAGCCUAGCACUGGGGCAGCACAGCAAAAAAGAAGAGGCGGCCUCCCACGUGUCCCUGAAGAGCCCGAAAGACAAUCUGUCCUGGGGAGGGAAGGCACCAGCCUGCCCUUCCACUGGGGAAGAAAACUGUUGCUUUGUUAAGGGUGGUUAAUGUGGCUUUGUCUUCUGCAGAGCUGCAUUCCCCCAACUGCAUCUUCCUCGAAGGCCUUUUUGUUGUUGUUUUGCUAAGUGGGGAGCAGGCAGUCCAGCUCCGCUGGGAUUAGCUGGAGCCUUUCUCUGCUUGGCUGGCAGCAGACCAGGCAGAGCCCAGCCUUGCAGGACACUGCUUCAGUGAACAGCUACAUUGGUGAAAGAGCUCCUUUUACAGGUAAUCAUUUCCAGACAAGCCGAGUCUGCCAAAUGAACGAAUGAAUUAAUGUGCUGGGGAAGCGCCUGUGCUGCUGUAGUGCCUUGCGGAGGGGAGGAGAGGGCUCCAGCCUGUCCUGCCCUUCCCUUCAAGCUGCAUUUUGCUUGUUCUCAACAAGGACCAAUUCUGUCUUUUGCUCUUACCUCCUGGGUGGACUGACUGCUGCCGAUCUCCGUAGGGCCUUGCUCACUCCAGACUGAGCUCUGUCUGCACCCGUCUAACAGCCUGGGAAGCAGCGAGACUGGACAGGGAGCCUGGUGUAACUGCACCACUUGUCCCUCCCAGUAGCUGGCCUUGCUGGAGCCACUGGGGAACCAGAGGGGCCAGGAUGCCCCAGUUCAAACCUGCCCUCUGGUUCCAGAAAUGUCAGCAUGGAGCAAUUGAGUGGGAACAGAAACGAGAUUGCAGCAUUUGUUUUAUUAACCAUCCCCAAAGCCUGCUCCUUGCAGGGGAACACAUUUUUUUUCUGCUCCAAUAUCAGUCCUCUCAUUAUUAGGGAAAACCAUGUAGUGUAGCUCACAGGCAUCUCAGAUAUGUUCCUUGCACAGCCACAGAUUAUUAGGAUGCUUAAUAUAAAAAAGGCCUUGUGGGGUACAGAGAUAUCAGCCUGGGAAAUUUUAAUUCAAAAACACAAUGUUUGUUACCAUCAGUUAGAGGUAGUAUACUAGAUACUGAACAUUACUUCUCAGCUCAUCUUAGGUGUUUUCAGAUGACAGAAAUACCCCUACAUAUAUCUGGCUGAGGAGAUAGUUUUGUAAUUACCUCUGUAACCAAUACAUUUAUAUCAGUAGUUCCAUGUUUUAAGAGAAGUCUUCAUUUAUAUGAAAUCACUGGAAAAAUUUUUGGUAAAAGGUUUUGCAUUAAAUGCUUUAUUUUCUUUUGAA
Cygnus olor (mute swan) is the source of this 3222-nucleotide messenger RNA. It is a transcript of the gene PPIL2, whose product is annotated as peptidylprolyl isomerase like 2. Gene Ontology annotation, molecular function: peptidyl-prolyl cis-trans isomerase activity; ubiquitin-ubiquitin ligase activity. The transcript has 20 exons. NCBI's taxonomy places the organism in Eukaryota, Metazoa, Chordata, Aves, Anseriformes, Anatidae. Gene Ontology annotation, cellular component: catalytic step 2 spliceosome. The record is from RefSeq and is a predicted model, not a curated record. Gene Ontology annotation, biological process: protein peptidyl-prolyl isomerization; protein folding; protein polyubiquitination. Bases 358 to 1923 code for a protein of 521 amino acids.